AUGGAUACGCACAAAACAAGUUUUGACGUAUCGAAAAGUCAAGACGUGAAUAAUAUACUCAAGUUAUUAGAAAACGGUGUAAUAUCGGAUGUUGACGAAGAAAGUGACGAUGAAAUUGUACAGGCCUUACCAGAAAAAAAUGUUCGUGUGGGUAGUAAUAUAACAUUACCAACCGAAAGAGUAAUAGCUGAUAACUCUGAAGAGGAGGAAGAUAUGGCAGAGGAGGAAGAUUUACAGGAGGCUGAACCAAAACCUGGAUCAAGUAAACUAAAGUUGGAGCAAAUAUUGAGUGUUGAUGAACAGAUUGUACCUUUUCAAGGAAAACUUGAAAUCAAACAAUAUGUGAAAGGAAAACCACAGCCAUGGGGUGUAAAGAUAUUUAUGAUUUGCGGUAAGAGUGGAUUAGUUUACGAUUUCAUCAUUUAUCAAGGUGCAACUACAAACCUAGACAAAAAUGACGUUUUGAAAUAUGGCACAUCUGCUGCUUAUUGGAUGGACAACAAAGGCGUCGUACUUGCUUCAAAUUUUGUUGGAAUAGGAAACCAAGAUGAAGUUCGGCGAUGGAAUAAAAUAUCUAAAACAUAUGUAACUAUAUCGCGUCCUGAACUGGUGCAAUUAUAUAACAAUGGUAUGGGUGGUGUAGAUAAAACUGAUCAUCUGAUUAGUUUGUAUCGUAUUUUCAUAAGAUCCAAAAAAUGGACAUUACGAAUGAUAUUUCAUGCCAUUGACCUAGCGCUGACCAAUAGUUGGCUAGAAUACCAAGAAGAUUGCAAAACCUGCAAUAUACCAAGUACAGACGUUUUAGAUCUGUUGCACUUUCGGCAGCGUGUUGCAGAGGCUCUUAUAAAAAUGGGGCUUCCAAUCCCCAGCAAAAAAAGAGGACGGCCUGCGUCUGGAGGUAGUAGUCCAGUAAAUUCACCAGCUACGCCAAAACGACAUCGUUUUAGAACUGAAAUAAGGCCUGCAAGAGAAAUUCAGUACGACACAGUUGACUAUUUGCCAGAAUAUGAUCAGAAAAAAGAAGCUACAAGAUGUAAAAAUCCAGGAUGUAAAGGAAAGACACAUGUUUACUGCCUGAAAUGUGAAAUACAUUUAUGUUUUACCAGUGACCGAAAUUGCUUCCGAAAAUUUCAUCAAAAACAAGAAUAA
This is a messenger RNA of Danaus chrysippus (African queen), 1149 nucleotides long. The record is from the annotation of a GenBank genome assembly. Lineage: Eukaryota; Metazoa; Arthropoda; Insecta; Lepidoptera; Nymphalidae.